AGCACGAUGAUCCAGCAACCAGACUCACAUCCCUCAACAUCGGCGGGCAAGCCGAGAUCGGAAAUCUACAAUCUUAUCCCUCCCAAGGCGCCCCCGAAUCUAACGAACCCGAACCUAUAUGCCGGUCGCUCGACGAAACCCAUUCCGUUGGAAUUGUCUUUGCCUCUUCGGUGGCAAAGAGGAGCCCAGUUCUUAGCAGUCUCACUAUCAAUCACCUGCGGCGUCUGGGGCGUACUUUUUGCUGAUUUUGGAAACGGCGAUCGGGAGAUCGUAUUCUCGCCAAUCCGCCGAUGGUUCGCUCCUUACAAAUCUCUCAUCUUCAGCGCCGAUCAAGGAUCGACUGACGUCCAACCGGACAAUGUCCUUCCGAAAGUCGAAUCAAAGUAGACCGUCCUCAUCUUCGCCUUCACCUGGGUGAUUCUAUAUGAAUGAUCCGCCCAGGGUAGAGAUGGUUGGCAUUACAUUUCAAUUCAGCUGGUUGGACACGGCUGACCGAGAGAGAGAUCAAGCUAUCACGAUUGCGGAGAUCGCGAUACGACCUAGUGAAGAAGAAUAUCAAGAAGAAGAAAUAACUUGUAUUUUGAUAGGAUGCAGCCAUUUAUACCCAUGUAGAUCAAAACAAAAGUCCUAAAGUAUAAGGCAGCUUAACGCAACCUCCACUACACAUGGGUUCACUAGGAUUUUGAAAUGACUGAAUUCAAAAAAGAAAAUAUCGUAGAAUGAACUUACCUUUAUUGGCCGAUGGUAUGCAGGCCACUAUUCGUUCAGUACCAAUCCUUCUGGGAAAGCAACAACUCUACU
Puccinia graminis f. sp. tritici CRL 75-36-700-3 is the source of this 801-nucleotide messenger RNA. RefSeq lists its product as uncharacterized. The transcript is spliced from 3 exons. The record is from RefSeq and is a predicted model, not a curated record. Lineage: Eukaryota; Fungi; Basidiomycota; Pucciniomycetes; Pucciniales; Pucciniaceae. The coding region runs from base 7 to 387 and encodes 126 amino acids.